AUGAAGUUAGUUAAGAUUAAAACUGUGGAGUGUUGGACGUUUAACGCAACUGUGCUUUCAUACCCCGCCCCCCAUGGUAGCGUUAAACGUUUAACGCAACCUUUUUGGAAGUCGCAUUGGAAGUUUCAAUUUAAAAAGGCGGUCGAACGUCAACCACCCACACGAAACAAGCGGCCGACUGACCUGCGUGUGCGCGGCGCAGAACUCGGGCGUGGGCUGCCUGAACGGGCUGUGCACUGGGCACGAGGCCGAGUGCUGGGCGUGUGCCACGUGGUGGGCGUGCGCGUGCGCGUGCGCGUGGUGCGCGUGCGCGAGCGGGUGCGCGUGCGCGUGCGCCGCGUGGCGGUGGGCGAGCCGCGCGGCCGCCGGCUGGGCGGCGUGCCGUGCGCACAGGUGCGUCGCGCUGCCAUGGUGCUCGGCGAGCGUGAGCGUCGAGCAAGACGGCCGCCAGUAGCCGCCCCCCUCCUCCAUGUCAGCAGCGUGGGGGCAUCGCGCGGCGCCGCAGCACGCGCACCGCCUAGCGCACGUCAGCGCAUGCCGCCGCGCCUCUCGCGCGCACCACUCGUCGCGCUCGCGGCCCGACACCCUUCCCGCUCGCCGCGCCCGCGCCCCCUAGCGUCGCCGCCGACCGCGCAUCGUCUCAUCCGCGCCGUCGAGGACCGCCCACUGCUGAGCGCUCUUUCCAACCGAUGUACACUUGGGUUUUACGCGCGACGUUUACGGGAGGCGAUGGGAGUGUUUUUAUUUGUAGUGUCGCGUCUCUUCACUGUUAGAACUGCGAUCGCG
Messenger RNA from Iphiclides podalirius (scarce swallowtail), 786 nucleotides. Lineage: Eukaryota; Metazoa; Arthropoda; Insecta; Lepidoptera; Papilionidae. The record is from the annotation of a GenBank genome assembly.